Gracilinanus agilis (Agile Gracile Mouse Opossum) is the source of this 982-nucleotide messenger RNA. RefSeq names its product proteasome activator subunit 1 (gene PSME1). The transcript is spliced from 11 exons. Gene Ontology annotation, molecular function: endopeptidase activator activity. Gene Ontology annotation, biological process: regulation of G1/S transition of mitotic cell cycle; positive regulation of endopeptidase activity; regulation of proteasomal protein catabolic process. NCBI's taxonomy places the organism in Eukaryota, Metazoa, Chordata, Mammalia, Didelphimorphia, Didelphidae. Bases 67 to 765 code for a protein of 232 amino acids. The record is from RefSeq and is a predicted model, not a curated record. Gene Ontology annotation, cellular component: cytoplasm; nucleoplasm; proteasome activator complex.
CUUUCACUUUCCCUUCCCCCUUACUCCUGCCUCGCUGCUCGGUCUGGCCCCUUAGCCCCCCCUGCUAUGGCCACCCUCAGUGUCAAACCCGAAGCCCAAGCCAAGGUGGAUUUGUUCCGAAAGGAGUUAUGCUCUCAGGCGGAGAUCCUGCUCGGAAGCUAUUUCCCCAAGAAGAUUUCAGAGCUGGAUGACUUCUUGAAGGACCCAUCUCUGAAUGAGGCUGAUUUCAGUCUCUUAAAGGCCCCUCUGGAUAUCCCAGUCCCUGACCCAGCUAAAGAAAAAGAGAAGGAAGAACGUCGGAAGGAAGAGGAGAAGGAUAAGGAUGGAAAGAAAAAAGAAGAAGAUGAAGAUAAAGGUCCUCCUUGUGGGCCUGUAAGCUGCAAUGAGAAGAUCGUGGCCCUUCUGGCACGGUUGAAGCCUGAAAUCAAAGACGUCAAGGAACAGCUUAACCUGGUCUCCAUGUGGCUGCAGCUUCAAGUUCCCCGAAUUGAGGAUGGAAACAACUUUGGAGUAGCUGUUCAGGAGAAGGUAUUUGAGCUGAUGACUACACUCCGAACUAAGCUGGAUGGCUUCCACACCCAGAUCUCAAAGUAUUUCUCAGAAAGGGGUGAUGCAGUGGCUAAAGCAGCAAAGCAGCCACAUGUGGGUGACUACCGACAGCUGGUUCAUGAACUGGAUGAAGCACAAUAUGGAGAGACAAGACUGAUGGUCAUGGAGAUCCGAAAUACUUAUGUAAGGAGGCUGUGUUAUAUGACAUCAUCCUGAAGAAUUUUGAGAAGAUCAAGAAGCCCAGGGGAGAUACAAAGGGAAUGAUCUACUGAAAAACAGAGCCUGCCUCCCCUCUCCAUCAAUAUGAAGGACAUAGCAUAAGAUUCCACCCUUUCAUUAGGAUUAUUUGUCUUGCCACAGUCCAGCUUCCAUCUAGAACUUCCCAUCUUAUCCAUGUCUUGCCUUCUAGGCACCAAUAAAUUUUGCCAUACCA